Aquila chrysaetos chrysaetos is the source of this 908-nucleotide messenger RNA. RefSeq names its product NDUFA4 mitochondrial complex associated like 2 (gene COXFA4L2). Lineage: Eukaryota; Metazoa; Chordata; Aves; Accipitriformes; Accipitridae. The record is from RefSeq and is a predicted model, not a curated record. Bases 8 to 658 code for a protein of 216 amino acids. The transcript has 5 exons.
CUGAGGCAUGAAUGCGGUCUGGGGUGCAGCAGCAUGUGGGGACCUCAGGCGUCCAAACCCAAAGCUCAUCAUUAACCCAGUCAUCGGGGCUCACUGCGGGAGAGGCUGGAAGGGGCAGAUUGCAGCCGGGGCUGAGGACCUGAUGCUCAGCCUCCCUCUCCCCUUCCAGCUUGCAGUGUCCGGGGGCCGGGAUCCCCAGCCCGUCCCGCCCCGUCCCUCCCAGCCCUGCCGCAGACGCCUCCCUCGCAUCUCCUGCCCACCCUCCAUCCUCGGACGGACGGCACUCGGGAACCUGCCAUUGCAGCUGGACCUUGCCCACACCCUCGCCAUGAAGGGCCCCCUGCUUGGAGGCAUGUUCUCCCGGCAUGUCAAGCGGCACCCCGGACUCAUUCCCCUCAUUGGCUUCAUCAGCGUCGGCCUGGGCAGUGCUGUCCUGUACUUGCUGAGGCUGGCCCUGUACAGCCCCGACAUCAGCUCAGUGGCCCACGGUCCCUGCAGCCUGACGCUGUCUAAUGCCUAUCUAAUAUUUGUUUGCUCCCGCUGGGAUCGAAAAAAUAAUCCUGAACCCUGGAAUAAGCUGAGCCCCACGGACCAGUAUAAAUUUCUGGCAGUUUCCACCGACUACAAGAGCCUCAAGAAAGACCGUCCCAGUUUCUGAGCUGACUCCAGGAUGCGCCAGGGCAGGGGAAAGCAUGCCCACCCCCCCAGCAGCACCGCCACAGCCCCCACCAGCCCUCCUGGCUCCUGCCUGCCCCAUGGCUCUGCGACAGUCACCAUGCACACAGGUCUGACUGCUUCCCCAGCAACCCCAAACCACAGGGCUGCACCCCUCCCCCCCGCAAUAAACCACGUCACUCCAGGAGCAAUGUGAGUGCUGUUGCCAGCACCCCUGCACCCUCCCAUCCUGC